GCGCGUUUCCGACAUGGUAAAGCAAAAAAAAUUCCACUACGUAGGCAAAGUUGAUGAAUAAAAUUCCUCACCCUGAAGCCUUCAUUCCAUGUCUUAAACACCAUGAGUGGAGGCUCCCGGAGCAGUCGGCCCUCCGAGAAUUGGCAGCCUGGACCUGACUACUGGAUUUAUCUGCCUACUAAUCUAUCAGACUUUCUUCCCCCACGAAGAACUCCGAGUCAGAGAGGAAGAACGAGAGAUCCGCGGUGGUUUCUUGAGGAGAGAUCCAUACGAGGUCCUAAUAAUGGCUUAGUCAGCUAUCCAUCAACAGUGAACCGUCGCCCUUCAGUCCGACUACUGCUCAUAGACGACUAUGAUACAUAUCUUGGAACUCAAACCCCAGUGCCUGAGACGCCUCCGGCGUUUCAAGAACCAAGGUACACUCAAGAGGAGGAAUCCAUGCUGACUCCACAACAACAAAAACAGGCAAUCAAUAAGCUGAGGAAACAACUCUAUAGCCCACAUAUGAGUAAUAUAAUCAGGAGGCUGAGCAUCAAGUCUAGUGGGAGCAACGUUGAAAGCUUUCAACAAGACGAUGAUGGGAAAAGAUGUGCAGUUUGCUUGGAAGAUUUCGAGACUAGACAGUUUGUGACAUUGACGCCUUGCAACCAUAUGUUUCAUGAAGAUUGCAUUGUGCCUUGGGUGAAACGACAAGGCAAAUGCCCUAUUUGUAGAUUCGUGAUUGCUGAAUAGAUGUGCCUCAACGAAGAAAUAAUGACACCCGACCGACUCCAGGGCUGGUGGGGCUGAGAGGGAUCCAAUCUCAAUUAUGACGCUGGCGUUCUAUUUCAAUUAUGUACUCAUUCAACUGUUAGAAAAGGGAAUACCAAGUAAAUGUCGAGAGAUGAGGGAAAUCACAAUGUGCCUUGUAAUAUAGACUUUACCUUGUGUAUUUCCAAGCAGGAUAAGCAAGAAUAUAGUUUCAAU
Sesamum indicum (sesame) is the source of this 966-nucleotide messenger RNA. RefSeq lists its product as uncharacterized. Gene Ontology annotation, biological process: ubiquitin-dependent protein catabolic process. Lineage: Eukaryota; Viridiplantae; Streptophyta; Magnoliopsida; Lamiales; Pedaliaceae. Gene Ontology annotation, cellular component: nucleus. The record is from RefSeq and is a predicted model, not a curated record. Gene Ontology annotation, molecular function: ubiquitin protein ligase activity.